Molecule: messenger RNA, 2040 nt
Organism: Macroventuria anomochaeta
Lineage: Eukaryota; Fungi; Ascomycota; Dothideomycetes; Pleosporales; Didymellaceae
Product: PARP-domain-containing protein
Exons: 4
Coding region: 1-2040 (679 amino acids)
Molecular function (GO): NAD+ poly-ADP-ribosyltransferase activity
Source: RefSeq, a predicted model, not a curated record
AUGGCUCGUAAGGCUGCUCAAAAACAAGUCCAAGCUUCACUGCUUGACGGCUGCUCCAUCGCUACUUCCGGACGCUUCCCCGGCACAACACAGGGUGCUCUCCAAGGACGCAUCACUGACCUGGGCGGGACAAUUGCGUCCAAAGUCACAGCAGAAACCAACAUUUUAAUUGCCACCAACAAAGACUUCGAAGCCAAAUCAACGAAGGUUGCUGCCGCGAUCUCUAAUGACAUCCCCAUCGUCUCAAUCGACUGGCUCGAUGAUACCGAGUCAUCAAACAUCAAAGCAGACAAGAAGCAGUAUUUGCUCAAUUCACAAGGUGCAUCCGCGGCAGCCUCAGCUCCAUCUACGGCCCCAGCCGUGACCAAUGGCAAAAAGCGUGCAGCCUCAGCACGCGCUUCACCUACACCAAGUCAGACUGCUUCACAAUCGAAGAAGCGGAAGACCCUCGAAGAGAAGGCCAAAAUUGACAAUGUCAAAGUAGGCGAUGGUCAGAACGCAAAGUCGAAGAAGAUAACGGUUCCUGUCGACGAGUACUGCCCCUCAUCCAACUACGAGGUGUACAUCGACGAGGACGAACUUAUCUGGGACGCUUCGCUGAACCAGACCAACGCGUCAGCCAACAACAACAAGUUCUACAAGGUUCAGCUCCUAAGAAGUCCAAAUGGCGCACACUUUCAGACAUGGACUCGUUGGGGACGUGUCGGCGAGCGAGGUCAGUCAGCCAUGCUCGGUGGCGGCUCUCUUUCUGAUGCGAUCAAGAAUUUUGAGAAGAAGUUCAAGGACAAGUCUGGUUUGAAGUGGGAAGACCGAGGCGAUGAUCCCAAGAAUGGCAAAUAUGCAUACGUGGAAAAGAAUUACAACCCCGACUCUGAUGACGACGAUGAUGAUGGCAAUGGCACGGCCAACGGAUCAGGUAGUGAUGCGAAAGACAACAGCGACCGACCCGCUGUCGAGUCGAAACUCACCAAACCGGUUCAGAACUUGAUCGAGCUCAUCUUUAACCAGAAAUACCAGCAAGACGCACUGAACGAGAUGAACUACGAUACCGAGAAAAUGCCUUUGGGUAAGCUCAGCAAGGGCACUAUCAGUCGAGGCUUCCAGGCCUUGAAGGACCUGGCCGCCAUCAUUGACAAUCCCACAACGUCCCAAGAAAUCGAGCAACUCUCCAACCGAUACUACUCGCUUAUUCCACAUGCCUUCGGACGCAAUCGGCCAACGAUCAUCAACAACAACACUCUCCUUAAGAGAGAGAUUGAUCUGCUUGAGAGUCUGUCCGACAUGAAGGAGGCCACCGAUAUGCUCAAGGCCAGUCUCAAGGAUGAUAGCCAUCUCAAUCAACUUGACCGCCAGUUCCAGACCUUAGGCAUGGAUGAGAUUGAGGCGCUCAGCCCCAAGAGCUCUGAGUUCAACGAGCUAUCUGACUACCUUACGAAAACCAAGGGUGCAACGCACAACGUCAGGUACGAUGUGCAGGACAUCUUCCGUAUCCAACGCAGGGGCGAAUUUGAGCGCUUCGACAAAAGUCCUUUUGCAAAGGUCUCUGGCAACCGCCGCCUGCUCUGGCAUGGCUCUCGUGUUACCAACUUCGCUGGUAUCUUGGGUCAAGGUCUUCGCAUUGCGCCUCCCGAGGCUCCCGCCACCGGAUACAUGUUCGGCAAGGGUAUCUAUCUUGCUGAUAUGUCAAGCAAAUCGGCAAACUACUGCAACCACUACCAAUCUGGCGGUACCGCAUUGCUGUUGCUCUGCGAAGCGGAACUGGGCAACCCUGUACAUGAGCUCACAAACGCUUCGUACACUGCCGGUGAAGAUGCCAAGGCGAAGGGCAUGUGUAGUACCUGGGGUAAGGGUCGGGUCGGCCCGGGCCAGUGGAAGGACGCCGGCUGUGUUCACCCGUCGUUGGUCGGUACAAUGAUGCCCGAUGUUACAACCAUUCCUGGCGACACCAACGUUGAUGGUGCUUACCUCCAGUAUAAUGAAUACAUCGCCUACGAUGUUGCUCAGGUGCGUCUGCGCUAUCUACUUCGCGUCCGCAUGUAG